GGCCGCCUCCAUAGAACGUCGCGCACUCUAUUGCGGACAUCGCAUAGCAGAGCGUUUAGAACUCUAAGGAGCCUAGCGGAAGUGAAAGGUGGUCAGGAGAGUGAUGGGUUUGGGUACCUUCGUGUAUAGCGAUAAGCUGUCUAUAGACUGUACAGUAUAGCGGGAAUGGAGGCUGUUCUCCCUAUGAACCAGUUAUACAGCCGAGGAAGGUGGUGCAGAAUUGGAAUGAAAGUCCUUAGCCAGGUAAAGGGUGAAAAUAAUAAGUGUGCUCUCCCACGCUUUGGCCGAAACGUUGGCUGUUAAUAUUUUUGGCACAUAACUAUGAAUUUCCUAUUCUAAUUUUAAAAUAACUAUUUGAUCAAGGUGUAUUGCAUUAAUACCUGCACCCUCAUCAUGAUCUCUUGGUACAUUAAAACAGGGAUUACAUCAGAGACAAAAUACACCAUCCUAUUUUAAAUGUUUAAAGUAGAGAAAAUGUUUUAAAGUAUAUAGAUAUUCAAUAUUUGUAGAAUUAAUAGUUGUGGGUAUAUUUUAUUAUUCAUUGUAUUAAAUAAUUGCAUGCCUCCCAACACUCUCAGAUUUGGCAGGACAGUCCUGAUUUGCUGCUCCGGUCCCAGUGUCUGGGUUCUGUAGACGCAAGAGAAAUGUCUUCGUUACGCACAGUUUUAGACUGAAAGUGGCUUUGUCAGUGUGUGCGAUUUUUAACUUCUACGGUGACUGCUUCACUUGGCAGUCCGGUGGCCACGGGGUGCAAAGGAAAGUGACCGGAAUCUGUCCGUUGUGGCUGCCGCUAUGGUCUUCCAGUUGGUCCUCUUCAGCCUACAACACUGAGGCUUAUCAAUGAUCCAACAAGAUCACAGUAUCCUCCAUAGACCGAGCCUUUUUCCAUGCAGUUGUCACAAGUGACAUCUGGAGGAAAUGACAAAACUUGACAAAGAUAUCUCUGCCUUUUGUCAAGCACAGGCAAAAUUCUUAGAUAAAGUAAUUGGUCGUUUGCCUUUGUAUAUCGUUUGUUAGAAUGUCAGCGAAAUUCCAACACAGUCAGUUUAAGUAUUUCAUAAGUAUUUUAUCUUUAUGAUAUAUUUAUUUUAUUUGGGGGGGGGUUGGGGGUAACAAUGUAACUGUAACUUCUGCUCAGGAGCCAAAUGAAACGUUUUUUCAGGCUGGGAUCCUACAAUUGUAUUGGUAUGCUUGCAGCCCAGCCCCCAGUGUAUAAAUGGCAAAGACGGAGAGUUGCUCCACUUUACACCAUAUCCGACACUGAUAGGCAGAGAACAUAAGCUGCUGCUCUCAAACAGUCACUACCUGCUCUUCUAGUGAAGUUACCAUUGCAACAUGUACCAAAUUGCACAAAGCAGGAUAGGUAAGUUAAAAAUAGUAAUAAUUACUGACAUAACCAACGCUGCACUCUUGUCGUGAAUGACUUUAUAAGCGCUUUACAAAAUGCGUGAUAGUACAGCAUUGACUUUGGCUCCUGGCACAGAAGAGGAAGGACAAUGGAGCCCGCUAGGGACAGCUUCAAGUAAGUAGAACUCACCUUUGCCUGCUCCACCAGACCCUCAGUGGCGAUGUCACCAUCUGGAGUUUUUGCAAAUUAUGCAAAGUUUCCAGGCAGUGACAAUAACUUUGAAUUCCUGAUAAUUAUCACUUUAAUAAAUAACCCUGUUAGUUAUUUGGUUGUGCAAAAAUCUAGCAAGUUAUUCUUCCUGUUUAAAGAGAAACUAUAGGCUACGAAUACACAAUUGUAUUCCAAGCACAAUAGCUCCCUAUAAUGCCUCCCUCUCCCCAACCUGCCCCAGCGCAGAAAGGGUUAAAAACCUUUAAUUCGCUUACCUGAAACGAACGCCGGUUCAGAUUCCGCCUCCGCUUCUUCCACGACAUCAGGUUCCUAAUGCGCAUGCACCAAAAGUCGCCCAACAACCCGGUUGCAUCUGUAGUAGCUGUCCGCUUUCUCAAUAACUGCAAUAAUUACCAUGGCAGAGUUAAACUGAUUGGGGCACUGCACCCAGACCACUUCAAUGAGCUGAAGUGGUGUGGGUGUCGAUACUAUCCUUUUAAAGCUUGGCAUCAAAAUCUGGUUCACAUUGCAUUAAAGGACCACUAUAGUGCCAGGAAAACAUACUCGUUUUCCUGGCACUAUAGUGCCCUGAGGGUGCCCCCACCCUUAGGGUCCCCCUCCCGCCCGGCCCUGGAAGGGGGAAAGGGGUAAAAACUUACCUUUUUCCAGUGCUGGGCGGGGAGCUCUUCUCCUCCGAUCCUCCUCCUCUCCUCCCCAUCGGCUGAAUGCGCACGCGCGGCAAUGCUUUCCUAUGGACGCUUGCGUGCUCUCACUGUGAUUUUCACAGUGAGAAUCACGCAAGCGCCUCUAGUGGCUGUCAAUGAGACAGCCGCUAGAAGCUUUGGGGGAAGGCUUAACCCAUUCAUAAACAUAGCAGUUUCUCUGAAACUGCUAUGUUUAUAAAAGAAUUGGUUAACCCUAGAAGGACCUGGCACCCAGACCGCUUCAUUAAGCUGAAGUGGUCUGGGUGCCUAGAGUGGUCCUUUAAAGAAGAAGAAAGGUUAAUAUUGUUUUUGUUUCCUUAUUUCUACAUUUAAUUUUGGGUUUUCUUUCCUCACAAACACUUUUUUUUUUUUUUUAAAUCUACGGAGAAAAUAAAAACAGAAUACUAAAAAUCCUGGUUAGUGACAUUCCUGUUUAAGUUGUAUUAUGUAAUAAUUAAAUAAAUUGUUUUAAAAAUAAAAUAAAAAAAAUAGGAACUAAAUGACCUCAGUGAAGUAGAUGUUAGAUUUACAUUUAGGAAAGUUAUGUUAAUACAGUGUGUAUGAGUAAUGUUUUUGUCCUUUUUCUUUAGGUUAUGUGUUGAGCAGUCCUCAUGCGGUUUAUUCAGGACGACCUGCAAAAAUCAUAUGUAACCAUGAUGAUGAAUAUUAUCAUUCUGUGCAUGAUCCUAUGCAUAUCUUUAUCUUUCUGGAUAAUAUCACUCACAGCAAGUACAUACUAUGGUAAGCCGUUUUGCAUGUGGAAUAAGUGAACAUUUUGAUUUGUACAAUACUACUGAAUGUGUGCAGUACAAAUGGCUAUACUCCAUUAUUGUAAGUAAAUUACGUGAGCUUACAGCCAUAUGAUUAAUACAUAAUCUAUGACAAAAUGAAUGUAUUAAAAUAAGGAAGGGAAGGAUUCCAUGCAGGAAAAAAAAAUCUCACUGGUACAAAUAUAAUAUUAUAUGGAAACAUCUUAAAUGACAUUUCAAGACAGUCUGUAUCACAGCACAGAACUAGAUACGGUCAGGAAUAGUGUCUCUCAGGAGGACAAUUCCCCCAUCCCCCUUCUAUAUCCCUUUAAACAUUUAAGUAAAGAUUAAGCCUAAUUAACCUUUGUUUCUCAGUAAGUUCAAGGUGGCCAACACGCAAUGCAGAGGGUAGUAAUACUUUUCUGAUGCUGUGUCUUAAGGCUUCGUUCAGAACAGAACCCUUGCAGGUUGCUAUCCAUGCUAUAUUCAAGCCUUAGAGUUUGGCUAGGCUGCUUUAUCACAGAUCCAAGUACAGCCUGCUCCGUAUGAUGUUUCUUUCAGAAACCUUAUAAAGCAAUCUUUGUUAUAGAGAAGAAUAUGGGUACAGUUUGUGCGUGUCAGGAGGAAAGUGGGGUUUACUAUUAAAACGCUUCUUCCAUUGGAGCUUCAAAAAGCAACAUUCUAUUAUAAAAUUAAAGCACUGUAAAAAAUAAAUAAAAUUUUUUUAAAAAUAUUAAUGCAGUGUGGAUUUUUUUUUUGGAAAACAGUUUUUUAUUGUUGUGGUUUUGUUACCUUUCACAGGUGAUCUCACCCCAGUCUCUCCUUGGCGCUGGUUAGUGUCUGUAGUGAUUCCACUUAUCAUCAUAACUCAUGGAUUAAGAAAGAAGAGCCUGGAUAACAGUGGAGCCCUUGGGGGUGUGUAUGGGUUGUUUUUCUGUCUUAUCCAUCAUUAGUGUAAAACACCCUCUAUAUGCCAAACUACUUUAUAUAGGGAAAUUAUAAAAUUAGUCUUAAGGUGAAACUGAUGAUUUUACUGGAUUGUGUAGUGUAGAGGUAAGCAUAGCAUACCUGGAAAAUUUUCCCAGUUCGGCUACUUUGAUUUGAAUGUUUAAAUUUUAGGUCAGAUUGCUGACAAUUCUCACUUUGUGAAAAACCCUGUGUAUCUUUUCCAACCACUAUUUUUUUAUUUUUUUAUUGAGCAAUAUUUAAAUCAAUCAGUAUUAAAAUUAAACAGUCUGUAAACCCAUCCUGCAAUUACAGAAUUUUUGAUGUGCUAUUUUUAUGCACUUAAAAGGAACACUAUAGGGUCAGGAACACAAACAUGUAUUCCUGACCCUAUGGUGUUAAAAACACUAUGUAGCCCACUGCCCCCCUUGAAUAAUAGUAAAAACUCAUCUUAUUUCCAGCAUCGCACUUGUCUGCUGGCGCUGGCUCUGCCCCUUAUCUGCCUCCUUGGUUGACCUUAUUAGAACUGGUGAUGUCAGCCAAUCACAUAGCUUUCCCUUAGGCAGAGCGAAACGCCGCAGUGGCCAUCAGCAUGUUCUCAUAAAAAUGCAUUGAAUCAAUGCAUCUCUGUGGGGAAAGUUCAGCUUCUCAAUGCAAACUGUGCAGCACUGACCAAGGAAGCACCUCUAGUAGCCAUCUAAGGAGUGUUUCUAGGCUUCUCUGAAAAGAUAGCGUUUUAUAGCAGAAUGCCUGCAGGGACUGACUAUACUCAACAGAACAAGUACAAUAAGCUGUAGUUGUUCUGGUGUCUGUGUUCUUAGUGUUAAAUUCACAAGAAAUGUAUUAUUUUGGUCUUAGAUGCAGUCUUGCUUUAUAUAAUUAUGAUCAUUCACAGAAUUCCGUACGCCCCAACUGCUGGUUUGGAGUCCACGCAGAGUUUAAUAGUGACUUUAGGCAGCAGAACUUUUGUAACAUUGCUUCUAACCUGCCUACUGAGAGCUUAUUUUAUUUAACUUGCUAAUCAAGUGCCCAAUGCGAUAACUUUUUUACUUUAUUAACGCUGAUCUUCUAUUAGCUCCCCAUAAUCUGCCAAUUUUAAAAGGUUACUUCAACAACCAUCAUCGUUUCCCCUUUUAGAAGUGGUCAUGGUGGUUGGAAUCUGUAUGUGCAACGUUUCUGGUUGAAACGCUGCACAUACAAAGAUCUAUUCACUUUUAGGCAGCUUGGAGCUCUGUCCAAUAGAAAUCUACAUUUCUUUAUAUCAUCAAGAUGCAUCCAACUCGUGUUUGUGUGUGACAUGGAAGUGUUACUGAGCGAAAUGCUUGAACUCUUUCCCUUAUGCACCACAGAAAGGCAUCCAGACAACCUGGUAUAUGUUUCACUGCACUGGUUGUGCAGACUGUAGUUGUAGAGCUGCAUUGGGUGCAACUGCUAUCAGCUUGGGCAGCAGUCCUAUUCACAUUUUAAUUUAUGCACCACCAGCAAAUUCAUCAGCACUCAACAAUGGGUAGAUGAGUUCUACUAGUAAUUGUAGCAAGUUUCAUUUAUCACAACCUAUUUUAAUUAUGCUUGGGGGGAAAUCAUUAACCCUUUAAUUACUAAGUGAAAUACAUGCACUAAGAACACACAUUAUCUGUUACUUGUGGUAGGAACUCCGUGUUCCUGUAUUGUGGCUUAUUGUGAUCUUGGGAAUGUCUUAAUAUACUUCCUGUAUAGAGUUAGAUGUAGCUGGCUUUGGCAAAAUUUGAAAUCGGAUGAACAUCGCUCGAAUGAAUGUAUCUGCUGAAUGUUGAAAAGUAGAAAUAAAAUAAGAUUUACAUAUUAUAAACGAAAAUGGAGGAAGAGGAUACCCCACGUAUGCAGUAUUCCAGCGUUAGCUAAGCCAACCCUGUAUUAAUAUGUGCUUUAUUCUUUGCCCUGUAGGACUUCUGGUUGGUUUCAUCCUCACUGUGGCCAACUUCAGCUUUUUCUCCUCUCUACUGGUUUUCUUCAUCACCAGCUCCAAACUCACAAAAUGGAAAGGCGAAGUGAAAAAGCGCUAUGAUUCAGAGUAUAAGGAAGGUAAUUUAGAAACAUAUUUUGCAAUGUAGUGUGUUUUGUUGGUAAAUUAUUUGUGUGAGAGUAUAUUUUGAAAAUGUGUUUUGCUAUCUUGUGAAUUGUUCAGUUCAACUUUUUUUAUUGUUUACAUUAAAAAGCCUGCACAGGGGGGUGGCACUGAUCAAAUGUGAUCAUUACUAAUUAAAUGCUCAUAGUGAAGUACUUGACUUAUUUUCUUAAUGUCAAAAAAGAGGCACUCUUUGCAUAUUCCCAAAACACCUACAAAAUUCAAUUAAAAUCUGGUGCUUCUUUUAAAAAACAGGGGGAUACAUAAAGGGGUUAUGGACAUUUUAAAACGGCUUAUUGGUUUUGGUAUUUGUUAAACCUUAAAUUACUUGCGGAUAACCCCGUCACAAACAGAAAUUGCUUAACAUGAUCUAUCUAGCCGCCUGACAGGCAAUGGAUCUACCCAGAACCCCCUCCUCUGUCACUAGUAGUCACAAAGAUUAAGGAUAAUCGCCUUAUUGCCAAGUUGACCUUACAGGUUCGGAACACCAUAACAACCUUUCAGAAGGUGUGGGACCUUUGGGAGCAGUAUGCUGACAAAACAGGGGUAUAGAUUAACCGUUCCCUUAAGAUUAAUACAGUGAUAUGAGAAUCACCAACACCCAUAGUGCCCUGUUGUUUGUCUAAAACCUAACAUCUUGCUUUUUUUUUUUUUAACAUUUUAUCUUAUUUUAGCUUAGAAAUUGAAAUUAAAUCCCAAACAUAUGUCAAGUGCAUGGAGAUCAACUAGCUGUACAACCCCACUGAUGUCGCCUCCUUACGUCACGUAUUAAGUCGCUCACAUGCAAUCAUCUCAAUGUACACUGCAUGAUGUUUGUAUUUGUGUACUGGAUUUUGUUAUCUCUUUUUUCUAACAUGACGGACAACCCCAACUUGACACAUCGCUUGCAUAUCAUGAGAUUUUGUGUAUCUUAAACUGAAAACUUUAAAUGAAUAGGGGUUGGUGACAAGAGGCACACACUGAAACUCAGGCCUGCCCACAAAAUCCCACUGUAACACCUGUACAUAGCAGUUCCACAUAUCACACCAUCUCAGAUUUCAGUGAUACUAGCUGACAUUGUAUGUAUUUGACGGUGAGCACUGGGACGAAAUGUCUAUCGCUCCCUAAAAACAGAAUUUACGAAACGGUUACUAUAACAGAGCGAUGCUACGGAUGGAGCCUGGGGGAAAGGGGGGUGUUCCCGGUUGGGGUCACGGCUCUUAGCCCAUAAAUGAUGCCCUGAGCUGUGCACCUCACAGGUGGUGAUCUUCGGCCUCUGUUUCAAGGGAGGCAGUGGGGCGGUUUUGAUGGUGAGGCAUAUGACUUCACCCAGAAACAUGUUCGAAACACAACUAUGUUGUCUUCUUAAAGUUCUUUGUUACUUAUGUUGCUUCAUUGUUUCUCUUUUCACUAUAUAACAUGAAACUUUGACAGAUUGUAAAUAUGCCAAACACUAUUGUAUGACAUGGCGUGUAACCUUUUAUAUACCACAACAUUGUUCUCUGAACCGUGAUUAAAUUAUUUGCAAAAUCAUUUUAGUGGAAUAUCUUUGAAAUUAGUAACUUUACUCUUUUAGAAAGUCAGUUAACUCUUUGUAACAAUUUUUUCUUUGUCAUUUUCAGGAGGACAGAGGAAUUGGGUGCAGGUUUUUUGUAAUGGUGGUGUCCCUGCAGAACUGGCUCUACUCUACAUGGUAGAAGUUGGUCCUGGUGAAAUACCUAUAGACUUUUCCAAAGAGUAUACUGCUUCAUGGAUGUGUUUAUCACUCUUGGGUGCUCUAGCAUGUUCAGCUGGGGAUACUUGGGCUUCCGAAAUAGCACCUGUACUCAGCAAAAGUUCUCCACGUUUAAUAACUACAUGGGAGAAGGUUCCUACAGGUAACACUUGAUUUGAAUAGUUUUUUAUUAGUAAUUUGGUUUCUGUAAUGUUACAACUAGAUGAAUAACUGUUAGAAUUUGUAGACUUGGGAAAAAAUUAAUUUGGAGUGGGUUAUCUACUUAAAAUUAUUUUUAAUCCACACCCGAAAUUUGAAAAACAAUUAACACCUGAUUAGUUAAUGCAAUAUUUUUUGUCAAAAAAUAAAUAAAUAAAUAAAAAAAAAAAAAAAUAUAUAUAUAUAUAUAUAUGUAUGUAUUUUUUUUUAUUUUUUAUUAUUAUUAUUUUUUUAGAGAACAAGAAUUAAAGGAACACUAUAGGGCAGGUGUAGGCAACAUUUUAGCAGCACUGUGCUGGAAUACGAUUGUGAUGUCCCGUAGUGUUCCGGUCCUAUUUUUUUUUUUUUAAUUGAGGUGUGUAUAUUGCCGUAUUCUGCUUGUGUUAUUUAUACUGCUGUUGCUUUGUAUCUUUAUAUUUGUGCAUAUAUUAGCUGUUAUAUUGUAUGUGUUCAUGAGUGGUUUGUGGUAUCGUGUAUGAUACCUAUGAAUGUGGGCUGUGUAUGGGGGCUGCUUGUGGAGAUGUGUGUGUGUGUGUGUGUGUGUGUAUGGAUAUGUCACAUGGUGUGUUUGGUAAUGUGUGUAUGCGGGUUGUUUGAGGUAUUUUAUGUGAGAGGCUGCAUGUGGGGAUGUGUGCAUGUAUGUUGAUUGUUAGUGGUGUUGAGUUUGUGGGGAUUGUGUGUAUGUUUGUGUGUGGGCUGUUCAUAUUAUUUGUAUGAGGGGAGGGUUAUUCUGCAUUUCUGUGUAUAUCUAGCAGUGUGGGUGGCUUUCCUGGGUUCCAGUGGGGACCGUGCUGGCCAUGCAUAAAUUGAGGAUUGUCCUUCAUCACUUUUCCUUAUUAGCAGAUAUCUGAAGUUUCUCUGGGACUCCUGAUAGGCCAGAUCCUGUUUGGCUCUGGCAGCCUUGAGUGACAAAGACACCUAGAGUGCCGUGCAUGGCACACGUGCCAUAGGUUGCAUACCCCUGCUAUAUGGUCAGGAACACAAACAUAUAUUCCUUACCCUAUAGUGUUAAAACCACCAUUUAGAUGGCUUGCCCCCCCUUAAAAGGUAAUGAACUUUACCUUAUUUCCAGCGAUGCACGGCUGCGCUGCUCCCAAUCUGCCUCCUUGCUGACAUCAUCAGAAUUUAUGAUUUUAGCCAAUCCAAUGCUUUACCCUAGGGAAAGGAGGUGGGGCGUGGUCAGGGCCAAAUGCUGGCUUGGCCAAUCAGCACCUCCACAUAGAGAUGCAUUGAAACAAUGCAUCUCCUUGAGGAAAGUUCAGCAUCUCCAUGCAGCACUGCCCCAGGACACACCUCUAUUGGCCACCUGAGGUGUCCCUGGGGUCAAUGUAAACACUGCCUUUUUUUUCUUUUGUGUUUACAUGAAAAUGCCUGUAGGGAAUGAUGAUAGUCACCAGAACUACUACAUUGAGCUGUAGUUGAUCUGGUGACUCUAGUGUGCCCUUAAAAAAAGAUGUUCUAUCCUUUUGGAAUUUGCCCUCAAUAUAUUUUUAGUAAUUGUGUAUUUUUCCUUUUUUGUGGGCUUUUGAGGUUUUUGUUAAUAAAGUUAGAGAAAUACUAUAAGCACCAUAACCACUACAAUGCGCUCUAGUGGUUGUGCUAGGAGCACUCUGGCGCACUACCGAUUGUAAUUUGUCAAACCAUUUUAGAAUGUUUUGACUUCAUACCUACAGUCCAUUGGGCGCCGCACCCUGCCUCCACUACGUCUGACGGAGACCUGGAAGCUCUAUAAGCUAAGCCUGCUGGUGCAGGACUUACCAUAUUGGCUGAGAUCAAAUUACACUACAGGUUUGCUCCAGGACACUUCUGCCACCAUAACCACUACAGCUCACUGUAGUUAUCAUGCUUGAAGUGUUCCUUUAACACACAACAUCAUGUUCCCCUUGCAUAGGUUAUGGUUCAAUGAAGUUUAGGCACCCUUUUCCUAGUAACUUACAAAUACAGAAACUUACAAAAAUCAUUUAAAUAGUUUCCUUUUAAAUUUAAGUUUAGAGAUUAAUAGAACGAGGUAUUACCUUAUGUGAAUUGUGCUUCAUAGAAAGUAAUUUUUUUGUAUGUCUUUGCUUUUUUUUUAGGCACAAAUGGAGGUGUUACUCUGAUCGGACUUUUAGCAAGCCUUCUUGGUGGCCUAAGUGUCGGUGUGGCAUAUUUUGUUACCCAGCUUCUGUUUGUGCAUGAUUUAGACAUUGCAGCUCCACAGUGGCCCAUUGUUAUUUAUGGAGCAGUGGCUGGCCUAGCUGGCUCAGUUAUUGACUCAUAUAUGGGAGCGAUCAUGCAAUAUUCAGGUAUGUUUGUAGCUUCAUUUUAUUAACUAUUUAUUGAAUAGUGCCACAAAUAAUGAUCUUUUACAGAGCUCUUUGGUGCAUAGAUAAAGCAUGGUGUAGUUUGAGGGUAGAGCCUGGGAUUUAUUUUUUCAAACUGAAGUGAUUCCCACCCAAUUCCUUCUGUUUAAUAAUCCUAUCAGUUACUUAUCCUUGAUGGCCCUUUUCUCGACUACCUUAACCAGCAGUCCUGGCUCACCUCAGACUAAACACUAUACACUUAAUGUUUUGUCAAGCACACAGAAAUAAGUCCUGCGCUCACACUCCCACUAUUUCUGAGCAGCAGCAAUGACUAUACUACACAUCAGCCCCAAUAUAUACAAUUAAAAAAAAAGGUUCUUUGCACUAUCCCAGAUCCAUAUGCACAGUUAAAUAAAUUGAGAUUUUUUUUUUUGUUUCACUCUAAUGGCCAUCAAAGGAUAAGCUCACCUGCCACAUCAAGGCAAAUUUACUGUGCUUUCUUAAGCUAAAGGGCAAUAUCUCUAAUGAGACAGAGAGGGGUGUUUUUCUUAUCCCCCACACACUUAUUAACCAUUAAUAGGGAGAACAUGGGGUGGGCGGUAGCACUAUAACAUACUGUGUAAUACACAAGCAAAUACAAACAUACAAAAUUAAUCUCUGCCUUCAAACUCCCACUACUCCUGGGUGGCAGCAAUGACUAUAGUACACAUCAGCCCCAAUAUAUACAAUGUUACAGAUUAGAAUGCAACAUUCAUAGUAAAGGGAUUUAUUCACUUAGAUUUUAGGCCAAAGUAUUAAAAAUUGAAAAAUAUUCCAAGUCAGCUAUUGUUUCUGGCUUGGUUAUUUUGGUCUAAAAACUAAAUCCACUUUGAAUUCCCCAAAAUCCCCACUUUUAGUUAGCCCUGAAAGAAACUCUUGGCUAAGAUACAUGAAAGCAUGAAGAAAAUAUUAUUCCAUCCUCAAAGCUAAAACUCAUAUAACAGGAGUGUAUUUCCAAUUUUUUCUUUUUGGUCAGGUCACAUUCUGUUGCUAUGAGACAACCCUCAUUCACAUAAAUGACAAUACAAGCUCCAGUAUGCGUUGGCCAUUUGUGUUCAGAAUCUCCCUUACAUUUCUUCUAUGAAGUCAGCUGCAGUACUGAAAUGUGUACAUUCUGAAAGUACAUAUACAGCCAGGGAGUGCAUAGUUUCUGUCUGUGAACUAUGUGAAUGCUGGGCUGCAAUGAAAUUAGGAAAUGCAUUCCGUUAUAAACAACUUCUUACCAGGACACAGUUACGGGGGACCUCUUUUCACUAUGACCAUAGCAAAGAGGUUUUUCUAAUGCUUUAAAUGUCCCAUUAAGAGAUUUCAUUUUCACAUUCAUUCUCUCUCUCUCUCUCUCUCUCUCUCACACUCACACACACACUCUUUAAUUAUUCAUAUUGUAAAACAUGUAAAGACUUAAAAUAUGCCUCACUCAGAUGUAUUUAAAGGAAAACACCAAGCAGCGUAACAACUUCAGCCUACGUUUUGACAACCCAGGUGAAGGAUGUAUCUGUAGAGCAAAGAGCAUCUGAUAGAGGUCUGUGCUUAAUGAAUGGAAUUGCUCAGCUGAGCACUCAGCCAGGGAGUAUACCUGUAUGGUCCUGCUUUAAUCUGCAGAGCAAUCUGGCCUUUUCUGAUGGAGAAAAUCGUAUGCAGAACUAAGCAUAAUCCAGAAAAACUGUAAAACGGUGCUAAAAUGAUUUAACAUCUUUCUAUGGGUCACCGUCAUAGCACUCCUGACACCAUAAUCACUACAGCGGACUAGUGGUUUUAUUGCCAAGGCUGUCCUUUACACACAGUAUGUGAUGGAUGUAAAAUAUUGAGCAAACUAUCUUAUACUGCUGCUUUUUAAGUGAUUUCUUUUUCUCUUUUAGGUUAUGAUGAAAAUACAGGACAGAUUGUCAAUCAUCCAACAAGGGACGCAAAACUAAUUUCAGGAAAGCCUAUCCUGGAUAAUAAUGCAGUAAAUCUGUUCUCAUCCAUAUUUGUGGCUCUGAUGCUUCCUGGUGUUGCGUGGAGUUUUUGGCCUAGAGUUUGAAAUCCUGGUCAGGGAAAAUUUUAUAACUUCAGCUAAAGAUAGAACUUGUUUAAAGACAACUAUGUAGUUGCAGCGAGGGCAUACUUAUUUGGUUGUAAAACUGGCCAAAAAUGAGAGAGAAAAAUUGGCUUGGAACAUGUAUGAAAAUGAAGUUCUAUUCUAACUUAAAGAAUGGUUAAUAAAACUUGACAUUGGCUCCAGUUAAUAUUAGAAUGAAGGAAAGCAAAACCAGGUGUAGAACAGAUAAAUUACACAACACAAAUUUGAGAAAAAAAAAGUUUAGAGAUGUGAUCUGAAUGGAUACCAUUUACAUUUUUAGCUUUAGUGUAGCACAUGCUACACUAUGAAGCCAAGAGGUCAGUCAGCUGGUAUUUUGUCAGUUCAACACUGAUGAACGCACUUUUAAAGAUAUCUCAAAAGGAGAAGGGAGUGAUGUGUACAUGAUCAUAAGACUGAUUUUUCGGAUAUGUGAAGCUAAAUUUAAUAAGUAACAUUCCUGUGCUCUUAGUUACUAGUUUAUUAAAUCAUUCUCUGUUCUACUUCAGAUUUCAAAUUUUACAGUUAUUUUAUCCAUAUCCAUAUUUUUUUUUUCUUUGUUUUCUUGACGAGCUGAUCUUCCAAAUUGCUGUGCAGUCAAACUUUCAGGCGAUGUAGCUGUGCAGUGGACUGCACGAUUCACUCACUGUUCCUAUCACACAGCACUGAUUAUUUUGAUCUGAUUAAGUGCUUACAAUCAAGUAAUUAUGUGGUGUGAAAAAGUUGUUUUUUACUUAUUCUUUUGUUACUUCUUCUUAAUUGCAGGCAAUUUGAAAUUGGGAAUUAAAGAUAGAUUAUUUUGUGCUUUAUUUACUAAAGAAUGAGUUUCUUUGACCACUAAAUAGAAAAGCAAAUUCACUUCAUGUGUUUUACUACUGGGCAAUUCAUUUUAUUAUAAUCACAUUGAUAUGUGAUUACAUCUCAUGAUUACAUGAGAAUUGGGGUAAACUACAUCCUGCUUUGUAGUUCUCAUUUUCAUAUUAUUUACUUUAUACGUGUUGCUAUUAAACGGUUUGGUUUAGAUUACUGUAAUUCUCAAUUACUUGACUUCAAUGCUCCUCUAGUAGAAUGUAUUUUUUUUGUUUGUUUGUGAACUGUGAUACUGUAUGCUAUUGAAACUUUGAAAUCGCAUUCUUAAACAUUCCAAAAGGUAUUCAAGAAUUGUUUUAAAAGCAAACUAAAAUUUAAAACCCCCUAAACAUUGUAUCUUUGCAUACUGCACUUAUGACAUAAGUAUUGUAAGUGGUUGUCUUUUUGGGUUAUAUUCCUGCUUUUCUAGAAUGCUGGUGCGUACAUGAAAAACUCAGGCAUAUUGUCUUCUAUUGGAUCAUUGUUAUGUUUUGAUUUUUUUUUUUUUCAAGCAAUUUUACAACACCUUAAUUUUUAUAGUGGACCACUAAAAUAAAAAUCUUUAGCUCGAAAUUAUGUACCGCGACUCUUUCACAAGAUAUACAUAACUUUGAUCUAAUUACAUAGGACUUUGAUAGCUAGGACUUCAAACACCAUACUAGGGCCUAGAGAUUUUCUGAUUAUAUGACGUCUGCCUCUUUAAAUAAGAGAUGUUUCUUUGGAAUAUUUCUUCAUGCCAUAGAAUGAACCAUGGAUCAUCUCAGAUACUGCCUUGAAGGGUUGUAAUGUGAAAUGGUACUAUUGCAGAAAGCAUAUUGACCCUGGACCACAACUACAUGUAUUGGUUUACAGGGAUUACUAUGAAAUCAAUGAUAAUUCAAAUCAAAUUCUAAACAGCCUGAGAAUGUUUGAGGGUUUUUUUUGUUUGUUUUUUUAGAACAAGUGGUUUCAACUUAUGCCCUCUUUUCUUUUUUUUUUCUUCUUUUUUUAAUGCAUUUCUAAACGCAGAUAUCAUGAUUUCCACUUCGGCAUUAUUGGCUAUGUAGCUUAACUGCUGGAGAGCCACACACAUCUGUAUCUUUGACUGUUGUACAUUGAUAAAUUAAUUAACAAAAAAAUAAAAAUAAACGUUUGUACUUUUUAUGUUGUGCCUUUUUAGAGCUGAAAACAUGGGGAUACAUAAAGUUUUGGAUAAUAACGGUUUCAUUUCUUGCUGUGCUUAGAUAUUAUAUUUAAUAGAACGUAACUGCAUGUGUUAUCCCAUUUGUAUAAGAUCACAAUUUAAUGGUUGGAUUUAUAAAAUCUUAUGUUUGAAGCUGCUUUUUAAAUAAAAUAUUAUAUAAAAUUUACCUUGUGUUGUACUUAUUAGAGAGAUAACCGAUUUAGUAAAUGCAAAAAUGUUUGUGUCUUUCGAAUCUGUGAUCUAUUUUAAUAUAUUUGGAAUAUUUUAGUAUCCUCAAACAAAUAAUAUGGUGUUCUCUGACACUGGAAGUAAACUUAAAUCCUGACAAUUUAUUGAUUAGAGUUAUGUACAUGCUUUGUACCUUUUUGUAUUUGUCUGUGUAUAUGGUAUGUCCUUCCCUAACUGUACAGCACUGCGGAAUCUGUUGACACUUUAUAAAUACCAGUAAUAAAUAAAAUAUACAAAGCAC
This is a messenger RNA of Pelobates cultripes (western spadefoot toad), 14853 nucleotides long. Lineage: Eukaryota; Metazoa; Chordata; Amphibia; Anura; Pelobatidae. The record is from the annotation of a GenBank genome assembly.